Molecule: messenger RNA, 4781 nt
Organism: Annulohypoxylon truncatum
Lineage: Eukaryota; Fungi; Ascomycota; Sordariomycetes; Xylariales; Hypoxylaceae
Product: canalicular multispecific organic anion transporter 1
Exons: 1
Coding region: 119-4549 (1476 amino acids)
Biological process (GO): transmembrane transport
Cellular component (GO): membrane; fungal-type vacuole
Molecular function (GO): ABC-type peptide transporter activity; ATP hydrolysis activity; ATP binding
Source: RefSeq, a predicted model, not a curated record
CCUAACUAACUGACGAUCACCCGCUUUUAGGGUCGUCGUUGGGUACUCAAAUGUUCGUCGUUGAAAUACAGACUAUGGAUACACUUUAAGAACCUUCUCUUCGUCACACGCAACGAGUAUGAUAUAUACCGAUCAAUAUGAGUUUCUCGAAUUUCUUAAAUCUGUUCCAACACAAAACCCUUCGUUCUUUUCUUCUCAAGACCAAUCGAUUCUUCGCCAUACCAUAGCGUCUAUGGAUGUCAUUGCUCGAAGCUCGAUCGCGCAAGCCGCAAUCGCGGGCACGUGUUUACUCCUGUAUAUCGCCCGCGGUCUCUUCCCUCAAGCACCACAAUGGAUUCGGCCUUUUGCUAAGGAAGAGGCCUUAUUAUCUGGGAUUCGUUCGAGACCUUACAGUUUUUGGACUUUCUGUCUGUUGGUCCUGUCUGCGAUCGGACUCGUUCUAGCUAUCCUGGUCGCCGCAUCACCGCCAUUUAACAACGUCAGAAUUCUAGAACUUGCGCCAUGGGUUACUGCUCUAUUCAUUACGGCCGUCGGUCGUCCGAGAAAGACGCCAAAGACGCUUCUAACAUUAUUUAUCACUACUACUGUCUGCGGGUUGAUUUCGCUGGUGUCAUGGUAUAACGAGACGGGACGUGUGAAUAUAAUCCACGUCGCUAGCGUCGGAGUGGCGUUAGCCACUAUAUUCCUCAUCCUCUCAAUGCCCAUGCGAGAUCCCGACCUUGAUUCGACUGGCAUUGCGAAUUCUACUUUACCUCCAACCUCUCAAUUUCGCAGCCCCGAGGAUAAUUUGAGCUUAUGGCAAUUUAUGACUGUUUCUUGGCUGUCUCCACUGAUUACUAAAGGAUUUAAGAGUACGUUGAAUGACGAAGAUGUUUGGUUACUACCGUAUGAUUUUCAGCAUGAGAGGUUGCAUAUGUUAUUCCGAGAUCUUAAGGGUUCGAUUAUAAAACGGUUACUUUUGGCAAAUGGCUUGGAUCUAUUCAUCAUUACAUUUCUUGGAAUCGUAGAAACUACGGCGAACCUUGCGAACCCGGCUCUUCUGCAACGCUUACUGCAGUCUAUCGAGGGAGGCCCUGCCCAUACUAAGGAUUCGGUUUUCUACGCAUUUGCUAUCCUGUUCGUGCGCAUUGUCGCCGCUCAAUCGAGUGUUUUCCAGUUAUGGUACAGCCGUCGCGCAUACGAGAGGUCGCGUGGCGAGCUACUUACAGCAGUCUACGCCAAAACAUUAUCGCGGAAAUCGUUCGGGCUCCGCACAGAUCUGGGAGAACCUCCCCAGGAAAAUGGCUUCGAGUCUGACGAAGAGACGCCGCUACUCGGAGAGAUACAGGAGCCCGAAAAGACUCGCUUUGAUCGUUUUCUCGAGUUCUUCAGAUUUCGUGAGUCUAAGGGCAAAAGCGAAGUCGAGACUAACGCAGAGCAACCGGCAACUAUGGGCAAAAUCCUUAAUUUGAUGAGAAAUGACGCCUAUGAGGUUGCCCAGCGGUUUUGGGAGUUUCCAUCUCUUCUUACGAAACCAUUGCAGUUGAUCUUCUCCCUCCUCCUUAUCUGGCAAUUGCUAGGUUGGCCAUGUCUUUUUGGUGUGGCUUGGGCAGUCAUCCUCCAAAUAUUAAACGGGUGGUUUAUUCGUUCACAAGUCAAAGUUGAGAGGCGUCGGAGAGCUGCGACGGACGUCAGACUUCAGGCGACUACCCAGUUUGUGGAGGCUAUCAGGCCCCUUCGCUGGUAUGAUUGGCAGUCUAAGUGGCUGGACGACAUCAUGCAAGCACGAGCAAAAGAGCUGCAUUUGAGGGUUAUCACUAGCUUAUGGAGCAUUGGAGUUAAUACCUCUAAUCUUGCUGCUGGUGCUCUUUUCCCCGUAUUCACUUUCUUCGCAGUAACUUUCAUUGCAGGACGCCCUUUGCCGGUCCACGUAGCAUUCCCCGCCUUGUCACUCUUUGGACUGCUUGAGUCGAGUUUGAAAGAAUUACCUGGUUUGAUAACGGUACUCAUCAACGCCUCUCUGGCAAUAGAGCGCCUUGAAACCUUCAUGCGCGAACCGGACAAAGAAGAGCGUGGUUAUAACGACAUCCCCUCUGAAAUCGAAUUCCGAGACGCAUCGUUUGCGUGGCCUACCAAUGGGAAACUCGUGCUGGAAGAUUUGAAUCUGCAAUUCCCAAGUGGACUUACUCUAGUCCAUGGAAAGGUCGGUUCAGGGAAGACAGCAUUAUUAGAAGCCAUUUUAGGCGAACUCGAUCAAGUGAAAGGAGACUGCAGUUUACCAAACGAGAUGGUGGGCUAUUGUGCUCAGUCUCCAUGGCUUCAAAAUAUGAGCAUCCGGGACAACAUUCUGUUUAACUUCCCUAUGGACAGAAGUAGAUACAGCGAGGUCCUUGAUGCCUGCGAAUUAGUGCCAGACCUAGCCAGCUUUCCUCAUGGGGAUAAAUCGAAUAUUGGAGAGAACGGCAUUGGUCUUUCUGGAGGCCAAAAAGCACGAGUCGCGUUAGCAAGAGCCGUAUACUGUCAAUCUCGCUUCCUACUGCUUGAUGACCCGCUUGCGGCGCUCGAUCAUUCAACUGCCCAGGCUAUCGUCAGCAAACUCUUCCACGGAUCCCUUUUGAAAGGCCGUACUGUCAUACUCGUUACACAUCGGGUUGACCUAUGUCUGGCACUCGCAGAUCAAGUGAUUGAAAUCACCAACGGCAAAGCUCGUGUUUUCUCGUCCGAUGAAUACCCCGGAGAACUCGACGCUCCCGCGCAGAAUAAAAACGCCGUUUUCGAAGACCAACCCCAGGAAGCCCCAGAAGAGUUAGCGAACGCCGCAGUCCCUGACAAGUUCGUUUCGGAGGAAAGUCGGGCAUCAGGUGGCGUCCUUGCCCGAGUUUACUGGACAUAUAUCAAAGCGGGCAAACUGACAUACUGGUUUGCUGUCAUCGGGAUAUUUGCACUUUUCCGUUUCGCUCGUAUCUUCAAUUAUUGGUUUUUGAAGGCAUGGGGUGAGGCAUACGGAAGCGUCGAAGCUCAGCUAUCGAGUCCAUCUGAUAUUGCGAACGGCAUCUUCGAUGGGCUACCCAGCCCGGAAGAUGAUGUUAAACCAUGGCUAGUGUGGUAUACAGUUAUCGGGAUCGUUUUGACUGCGUUGUACUUUCUUACCCAGUGCGGUCUUACACUCAUCCUAUAUAGAGCAGCCAAGGACUUGUUUGCCAGAGCUAUUAAUCAAGUGAGCUGCGCGACAUUCCGCUUUUACGACACUACCCCAGUAGGGCGCUUAAUGAAUCGACUGACUUCCGACAUUGGAAUGCUGGAUGGUGGAGUCAUACAACCACUUCAAAAUUCAGCUUUUUGGUCUUUGACAUGGCUGGCUUCUAUGGUCGUCAUCGCCUUCACAACCCCAGUAUUCUUCAUCUUCGCUAUCGCAAUGACUAUCUGGUUCGUUGUUAUUUUCAGGUGGUUUUUGCCAACCUCGCAAAACCUCCGCAGGUUGGAAAUGGUGACCCUCAGCCCACUGAUGUCGAAUUUCGGUAUCCUCGCCGACGGGUUGGCUACUAUUCGAGCGUUCAAAGCACAAUCGGUCUUUCAGAACCGCAAUAUCGCCGCCACAGAUACAUUCCAGAAAAUGGACCACUUUUACUGGAGCUUGCAGUCCUGGCUCCAAUACCGAUACGAUAUACUAUCCGCUGGUUCAAUUUUCGUCCUGACGCUUCUAGGUUUAUACCAAGGGCUUUCGUCUGGCUUGAUCGCAUUCGUUCUCACAAGCGCCACACAGUUCGUCGAAGCUACUCAUGUCCUAUGUAAGACGUAUGGUCAGCUUCAGAUGGACUUCGUAUCUGUGGAGAGGGUUGUUGAACUUCUGGAUCUGGAAGAAGAACCCAAUGGAGACAUCAAACCCCCUCCCAACUGGCCUUCAUACCAGGACAGCAUCACAUUUGAUUCAGUAACGAUUAAAUACGCAGAGCAUCUCGAGCCUUCUUUGGUCGAUGUCUCCUUCACGAUCCCUAGCGGGUCAACGUGCGCAGUACUGGGACGAACAGGAUCCGGCAAGACUACACUAGCCCUCUCCCUUCUUGCAACAAUGCAUCCAACGAAGGGGCAUAUACGUGUUGGCGAUCUUGAUCUAUCAAAAGUUGAUGUACAUACCUGGCGUCAGCGGAUCAGCGCUGUGGCCCAGGAUCCGGUGUUGUUUCCGGGCACAAUUCGAAACAACCUAGAUCCGAAGGAGCAGCAUACGGACGAGGAAUGCCAAGAGGCGCUGUUUCGGGUCUUGGGGCCUAAGUGGUCUCUUGAUUCCAUCGUCGAUGUUGGAGGCAAAAACCUCAGUCAGGGCCAACGUCAACUGGUUGGUAUCGGUCGAGCCAUUCUCAGGAAGAGCCCCAUUAUUAUUCUGGACGAGGCAACUGCCUCCAUUGAUAAGAAGACUGCCUUGGCAAUACAGGACGUCCUAUUAUCGGAACUCAAGGAUAGUACAGUGAUCACAAUCGCCCAUCGAUUAGAGGCCGUGAAGGAUGCUGACUACUUUAUAAGAUUGGAUGCCGGGCGUGUGGUAGAGGCUGGCCCAGCUGGAAGACGCAAGUAGGGAGUGGUCUUUAAUUAUAGUGACGAAUAAUAGAAAUAUAGCAGAUUGAAUAAUAUCCAUACUUGGGUAUCUACAGCGGUUACGGCGUAAACCCACGAGGAUUAGAAGACAUUGGAAGAGAAGUAUAACACCCAGAAUACUACAUUAGUUAGCUUCGUCCCCCUUUUCUCAUACAAGGCCCGUACGAAACGAUACCCUCAUAAUAAAGACCAAGUCUUGGAUUCAGCCCUCG